Manduca sexta (tobacco hornworm) is the source of this 986-nucleotide messenger RNA. RefSeq lists its product as uncharacterized. Bases 117 to 662 code for a protein of 181 amino acids. The record is from RefSeq and is a predicted model, not a curated record. The transcript has 4 exons. Lineage: Eukaryota; Metazoa; Arthropoda; Insecta; Lepidoptera; Sphingidae.
CAACAUCGCAUGCGGUGGUAGGGAUGGCUUCGGUUAGUUUGAAGUUGGGUUAACAACGUAGCUUUAGUCGCGUGCGAAAAGUGUUUGCUGUUGCGCGUAUGUGGUUUUAGUGUAGCAUGACAGACAAAUCGGGAGAUGAAAAUAUGGCAAACCACCACCAUUUGCCGGGGCUAGAUUCAGUGUCUGAACAGUCAUCAAGAUCAGAAAGUUCUGUAAUUUCUAUAAUGCCUAAUAUAAAAAUAAGCGACAGGGAUCAAAUACGAUUUGAUGGUAUGAUAGGUUAUUCCGACGAAUCAGACGAUUCUAAUUUAGAUCAAACAAAUACCACAAAUGAUAAACAGUACCCAGUGGAAAAUCAACAAAGUGAGGUUAAACUUUUAAGCAGUUCGUUAAAAGCAGCAGAUGCGCUAGCAGUAACUGAUCUUAGCGUAUCUGGCCUGUCAUCUUUUUUAAACAUAACCGGCCUAUCAGAAAACCUACCAAUAAGUAUCUCCACAGAUUUUGAACAACAUUUGUUCCAAGACAAAAGUCAAAAUAAACAGACUGUGACAACAGAAAGCUUUUCUACUGAUAACGACUUUUCGCCCAGUGAUGGAUCUGAUUUUGACCCCCAAAAAGCUGGCUUUAAUACUGACGACAGCUGUGAAAAGGUAACCACAUAAUUUGUCGCCGGGCAAGUUCACACCGCAUUAUCCUUAAGACUAUUUUGAUUAAGCAUUUGAUUUUGGAUUCUGUUAUUCAACACUUUUUCCGGUACGUUUUAAUUCUUUCUAUUUAUUUAAAAUAUCAGUUCGUCUGAGGCUACAUUACUAGUUCCUUUUUUAAUCAGCAUUAGAAUAUGAACUGUUUAUACUAUGUACAUAUAAUGACUUAUGAUAGAGUUUAUUGCUAUUUCUUAACUUUUCAUGUUUUGAUGUUUUAAUAGCACCUGUAAGAUUUUCGAUCGUUAAGUUUCUUUCUUUCGUAUGAAAUUAACAAAUUUAGGA